AUGUACGAUCAGCUUAAUGAUGUCAGUCUCAGCACCAGUCGACAGCUUGCUAGUUACAUCACCUUGUUACAGUGUUGGAUAUACGAGCACUUUCCGUCAGUUAUGGAGUGCAAUGCUGAUUCAGACUACGACAAGGUGUCACCACGUGCGUGUCGGUGGAUUGCGACAAAGAAGACUGUGAAGAAAGUGUCUACAACGACGUACAGGCAACGCCUGGAUCGUUUGCGGAUCCCACAUGUCUGCUGGAUGCCAUAUUCAGAGCACCGACCUGUGCAGCACUUUCAUCCGAUUUCGUGCUUCUUUGGACAGGUCCGCUGGGGGCCUGUUGUUGUCAGAUACAGAUCAGAGAGGGUUAUGCCCCAGUUCGGCUACGUCCAGUGCAUUCCUGCACACCCUGUCCAUCCAUGGGUGGCAUAUGAUGACGUAGAUGAUAUGUGGACGCACUACUCAGACUAUCUGGCGGCAGCAGGUGAUCCAUGUGUUGAGCCAGGUCAAUGUGUGCCAAACCACAUUGACUGGUUCUUCCGUAUUUCUCAUCCAUUCAUGACCGUGGCACAACCAUCAGAUCCUCCAGCAGAUGCACCUCAGGUCCCAGAGUUAGAUAUCCCUCAGGUCUCGGAUGAUCCAGCCAGGUCUGAUGUCGAUGAGCCCAGACAUGCAGUGGAGGCUUGCGAUGCGAUCACCAAGAGGUUGGAGCGUCACCUCAGCCUCAGGAUAGUCACGCCAGGAACAUCGACACAUGAGGUCAUCGAAGAAUGCCUCAAGAUUGCCAGGAGUGUCACCCAGGAUCGCAUUGUGUACGUGAGGUCUCAACGUAGGCGUCGCAUGGAUCAGCCGUAG
Glycine soja is the source of this 840-nucleotide messenger RNA. RefSeq lists its product as uncharacterized. NCBI's taxonomy places the organism in Eukaryota, Viridiplantae, Streptophyta, Magnoliopsida, Fabales, Fabaceae. The transcript is spliced from 3 exons. The record is from RefSeq and is a predicted model, not a curated record. The coding region runs from base 1 to 840 and encodes 279 amino acids.